AUGCAAAGCAGAAUCGUUAUCGCAGGGGCAGGCUUCGCCGGCGUGUGGAGUGCUCUCUCCGCCAAACGUCUCAUUGGAUUUCACGGCAAAGACGACGAUAUCGAAGUCAUUGUCGUUGCUCCAGAGCCAUCACUGGUUCUUCGUCCACGGCUCUAUGAGGCCAAUGCUUCCGGCAUGACGCAUCCUCUUGGUGCUCUUUUCAAAGAUGCCGGUAUCAACUUUAUCCGGGGCAUUGUCGAGACGAUCCAAACUGAGGAGCAAACUGUCAAUGUACGACAUGUCUCUGGUCCAACGUCGACGAUAAAGUACGAUCGAUUGAUAUUAGCUGUUGGAAGUACUGUUUCACGCCCCAGUAAAGUCGCUGGUGUGCAGGAACAUACCUUCGACAUUGAUGCUCUCGAUUCGGCAACCAAACUCGAAUCCCAUCUCCAGAGCUUAGCUUCUCUUGCCGCAGGUCCAGGCCGUGACACGAUCGUGGUAUGUGGAGGAGGAUUUACUGGCAUUGAGCUGGCGACCGAGCUACCUAAACGCUUCCCUGACGCUCAUAUUGUUCUUGUUGAAAAUGGAACCGAAAUUGCCUCGGGAUUUGCACCCAGCUCUCGAGCUAUCAUCAAAAAGGCCCUUCACGAUCUGAACGUGGAGGUCAAACUGGGAGCGGCAGUAACAUCCAUUGAUAGUGAGAGAAUAAUGCUUGCUUCGGGCGAGAGCAUCGAGACAAAGACCCCUAUAUGGACCGCCGGAGUGAGGGCAAGUCCGUUAACGCAGCAAAUCUCGGGAGAAAAAGACGGACUUUCUCGCCUACGCGUGGAUCACAACCUGCGUGUUCCGACCGAUCCCCACGUCUUCGCAACCGGAGACACGGCGUGUGCCCUCGCAGACACCAACAGUCACCAUACAUUGAUGUCCUGCCAACACGCCCUCGUCCUGGGCCGGUUUUCUGGUCACAACGCGGCUGCAGACCUGCUUGGUGAACGCCUGAUGCCGUACUCACAAGCGGCAUAUAUUUGCUGUCUCGACUUGGGUGGGUACGGUGCGGUGAUCGCUCAGGGUUGGGAAAAAGAAUUGAAGCUCCAGGGUGACAUGGCGAAGGGAGUGAAGAACCUUAUCAACCAGCAGCUAAUUUACCCUCCGCAGAACGUUGAAGAGGCUAUGACUGCGGCGGACCCUAUUGGACCCGAUUCUGACCAGCUGCUUGAGCAGUUGAUUAAAGUUGUGGGAUAA
Molecule: messenger RNA, 1221 nt
Organism: Aspergillus affinis
Lineage: Eukaryota; Fungi; Ascomycota; Eurotiomycetes; Eurotiales; Aspergillaceae
Product: NAD(P)/FAD-dependent oxidoreductase
Exons: 1
Coding region: 1-1221 (406 amino acids)
Biological process (GO): aerobic electron transport chain
Molecular function (GO): NAD(P)H dehydrogenase (quinone) activity
Source: RefSeq, a predicted model, not a curated record